Molecule: messenger RNA, 3635 nt
Organism: Artibeus jamaicensis (Jamaican fruit-eating bat)
Lineage: Eukaryota; Metazoa; Chordata; Mammalia; Chiroptera; Phyllostomidae
Gene: LOXL3
Product: lysyl oxidase like 3
Exons: 17
Coding region: 143-2521 (792 amino acids)
Biological process (GO): inflammatory response; peptidyl-lysine oxidation
Cellular component (GO): membrane
Molecular function (GO): protein-lysine 6-oxidase activity; copper ion binding
Source: RefSeq, a predicted model, not a curated record
CCAGCCCCAGCGGACAGCGAAGGGGGGAGGAGAGAGGAGCAAGAAGGAAGGGGGGAGGGUCCCCAGUCCUAGGAUUGAUCUCCAGGACCAGAACUCUUCUUCCAGCGUCUAGGGCCCUGCUCGACCAAAGGCCUUCUCUGCCAUGCAACCUGUCAGUGUCUGGUGGCAGAGUCUGUGGGGGCUGCUGCUGUGCCUGCUGUGCAGCUCGUGCCUGGGAUCUCCAUCCCCGUCCACGGCCCCUGAGAAGAAGGCCGGGAGCCAAGGGCUGCGGUUCCGGCUGGCCGGCUUCCCCAGGAAGCCCUUCGAGGGCCGAGUGGAGAUACAGCGAGCUGGUGAAUGGGGAACCAUCUGUGAUGAUGACUUCACGCUAGAGGCAGCCCAUGUCCUCUGCCGGGAGCUGGGCUUCACAGAGGCCACAGGCUGGACCCAUAGCGCCAAAUAUGGCCCUGGAACAGGCCGCAUCUGGCUGGACAACCUGAGCUGUAGUGGGACUGAGCACAGUGUGGCCGAAUGUGCCUCCAGGGGCUGGGGGAACAGUGACUGUACCCACGAUGAGGAUGCUGGGGUCAUCUGCAAGGACCAGCGCCUCCCUGGCUUCCCUGACUCCAAUGUCAUCGAGGUGGAGCAUCACCUGCAAGUGGAGGAGGUGCGACUUCGACCAGCUGUCGGGCGGGGCAGGCGACCCCUCCCCGUGACUGAGGGACUGGUCGAAGUGAGGCUUUCCGACGGCUGGUUCAAAGUGUGUGACAAAGGCUGGAGUGCCCACAACAGCCACGUGGUCUGCGGGAUGCUGGGCUUCCCCAGUGAAAAGAGGGUCAACACGGCUUUCUACAGAAAGUUGAGGAAGCGAGCGGCCAAAGCCUCGGCCCGACGCCCCAAGCCCCUUGGAAGACCAGUCACCAAGCAUAAAGUCAAAUCCAAACCCCGAGUGGGCAGGGGGCCGACCAAGAGGCUGCUGGCCCAGCGGCAGCAACACUCCUUUGGUCUGCAUGGGGUGACAUGUGUGGGUACAGAGGCCCACCUCUCCCGCUGCUCCUUGGAGUUCUAUCGUGCCAAUGACACCACCAGGUGCCCGGGGGGUGCCCCAGCGGUGGUGAGUUGUGUGCCAGGUCCUGUCUACGCAACGUCCAAUGGCCAGAAGAAGCAACAGCAGUCAAAACCUCAGGGGGAGGCCCGAGUGCGUCUAAAGGGCGGGGCCCACCCUGGAGAGGGCCGGGUGGAAGUCCUGAAAGCCGGCACAUGGGGCACAGUCUGUGAUCGCAAGUGGGACCUACAGGCAGCCAGCGUGGUGUGUCGGGAGCUGGGCUUCGGGAGUGCUCGCGAGGCUCUGCGUGGUGCCCGCAUGGGGCAGGGCAUGGGUGCCAUCCAUCUGAGUGAAGUUCGAUGCUCUGGACAGGAACCCUCCCUCUGGAAGUGCCCCCAUAAGAACAUCACAGCUGAGGACUGCUCCCAUGGCCAGGAUGCUGGAGUCCGAUGCAACCUGCCCUACACUGGGGUGGAGACCAGGAUCCGACUCAGUGGGGGCCGCAGCCGACAUGAAGGGCGAGUUGAGGUGCAAAUAGGGGGACCUGGGCCCCUUCGCUGGGGCCUCAUCUGUGGGGAUGACUGGGGGACACUGGAGGCCAUGGUGGUCUGUAGGCAACUUGGACUGGGCUAUGCCAACCAUGGCCUGCAGGAGACCUGGUACUGGGACUCAGGGAAUAUAACAGAGGUAGUAAUGAGUGGAGUACGCUGCAUAGGGACCGAACUGUCCCUAGACCAAUGUGCACAUCAUGGCACCCACAUUGCCUGCAAGAGGACAGACACCCGUUUCACUGCUGGAGUCAUCUGUUCUGAGACCGCAUCAGAUCUGCUGCUGCACUCAGCACUGGUGCAGGAGACCGCCUACAUCGAGGACCGGCCCCUGCACAUGCUGUACUGUGCUGCGGAGGAGAACUGCCUGGCCCACUCAGCCCGCUCAGCCAACUGGCCUUACGGCCACCGCCGCCUACUCCGAUUCUCCUCCCAGAUUCACAACCUGGGACGAGCUGACUUCAGGCCCAAGGCUGGGCGCCACUCUUGGGUGUGGCACGAGUGCCAUGGGCAUUACCACAGUAUGGACAUCUUCACUCACUAUGAUAUCCUGACCCCCAAUGGCACCAAGGUGGCCGAGGGCCACAAAGCUAGUUUCUGUCUAGAAGACACUGAGUGUCAGGAGGAUGUCUCCAAGAGAUAUGAGUGUGCCAACUUUGGAGAGCAGGGCAUCACCGUAGGCUGCUGGGAUCUCUACAGACAUGACAUUGACUGUCAGUGGAUUGACAUCACAGACGUGAAGCCAGGAAACUACAUUCUGCAGGUGGUCAUCAACCCCAAUUUUGAAGUAGCAGAGAGUGACUUCACCAACAAUGCGAUGAAAUGUAACUGCAAAUAUGAUGGACAUCGCAUUUGGGUGCACAACUGCCACAUUGGUGAUGCCUUCAGUGAAGAGGCCAAUAAGAGGUUUGAGCGCUACCCUGGACAGACCAGCAACCAGGUCAUUUAAGAUGCUAAUACGCACCUCUUCAGACCACCACUGGCCCUUAAUGGCAGGGGUCUGAGGCUGCCAUUACCUCAGGAGCUUACCAAGGAACCCCUGCUGUCAGCAAGCCCACUGCACUCAUUCAGUGGGCACUGCAGAUGUGGAACUGUCAAGCAGAAGUUGCCACCCUCUUUCCUAGGCCAGCUGUGCACAUGUGUGACCAAGCAUGGGGGAACCCUGGCUCCCAGGCCCAGCACUGAGCUGAGCUCACCACAAAGAGCAGCCCGAUUAACUGGCCAGAACAACCGACAGCAGCAGCUCAUUUUCUUGAAUAGGGAGGUCAGGAUGGUCAGCUCCAGUAUACCCACUCCUCAGUGAGGGAAGAAUACAGCUUCACCUCGAGCCUUUUUGUGGGAGAGAAGAUCAGCACCCCCCCCUCAUUUUUUACUAUAACAUGUUGCUAGGUAUAAUUUUAUUUUAUAUAAAAAGUGUUUUUGUGAUUCCUCAGAACACAGGGAUUGAUGCUGGUGGUUGGAGGGACCUGCCCCCCACUGGUUCAUUUAAUCCUCUGUCCAGGUGCCCUCACAGCCUAGGCCAGGAAAGCAAGUGGAAAUCAGAGCAGGAGCCUCAUACUCUUGCUGAUCCAUUCACUCUGUGACUUCAGGGGUCACAUAUAAGGUCAGUGUUUCUGUUCCCCGCCGGAUCCGCACUGCCAGCUGGGAUUGGGUUCGAACAGCUUCAUAAAUAUCUUCAGCAUUCUGUACCAGCUGCUCCCCGAUGGCCAAGAUCACAUCACCUGGCCGCAGACCAGCCCUGUGGCAAAAGAUGGACAGAGAGAAAGGAGGGAGUAGAUAGCCCAGUUCAUGGGCACACGUACACCUCAUCCAUCUCCACUUCACAGUGUAGUCUCUCCCUCACCGGUGUGCGGGGGAGUCCAGGAUGACCUUAUGGAUGAGCACGCCAUGCUGAACAUCAGGAAAGCUUGGUUCUCGAAGCUGUAGUUCAGCAAGGAUGCUGAAAGGACACAGAUUACCCUGUUAACCACACCAAGGUGCUCUCCCCAUUUUGGGUUCACCUUCAAUCUCUCAUCAACACACUAAUAAUAACUGUAUGAACAAGGAAUGCACUUGGUACUCCA